AUGCCAACUGAUGAACUGAUAACGAUUCGUCCAUUCGAACCAGGCGAUGAACAAGUAUGCAAAUGGUUAUUUGUAAAAGGCAUAGAAUAUGUACGUUGGCCAACAUUCAAACAAGUAUUAAAGUCAUAUACUGCAUUAGCUGUUGAUACUUUAGUACUAUUGAUUCUACUCAUUUGGCCCAAUCUCCUAAUGUUUAUCUUACCAUUCGUUUGCUUAUUGCUUUUGGCACUUUGGCUUUUAAUAAAACGAGAGGUCUAUGAGUAUUGUCAGCAUUCAAUUGACUCUGAUCUAGCCAAUAUUCAACAAUUUUACAUGAAUACGAAGGAUCGCAGAUCUCAUUAUUGGGUUGCUAUACUUAAUAAUUCAUCUAGGACAAUCGAUGGAUUGAGAUCAGGUGAUAUUGUCGGUAUGAUUGCAUUGGAAUAUAAAGACAAUGAUAACGGUGAAUUACGGCGGAUGAGUGUACAUCCACAGCUACGAAGAUUGCGUGUAGGCAUGAAAUUAAUUGGCGUGCUGCUUGACUGGGCUAAAGCGAAAGGUUAUAAAAGAAUUUAUUUACAAACAACUAUAAUGCAAAAACCAGCUAUUGCAAUGUAUAGAAAUGCUGGCUUCAAAUACUGUCAAAAUGGAAGUCGUUACGAUUGGAAAUCCAACAUAGCUUUUUUCAUGUUUGAAAAAACUAUUGAAUGA
Messenger RNA from Didymodactylos carnosus, 690 nucleotides. Lineage: Eukaryota; Metazoa; Rotifera; Eurotatoria; Philodinida; Philodinidae. The record is from the annotation of a GenBank genome assembly.